AUGCGUAUCGCCAGGAGAAACGGUGCGGGUGACCCUUCAGUUAGGAUCUGGAGAAGCAAGAUGGGUGGAGCACCUAUUUACAGUUCCCUCCUCACGAAUGCAGGCGUCAGGGGAGAGGCGCUUUGUCGCCGGCUUCCCCUAGCCGGUCCCCUCACAGCUCGUCCGCUUACCCCUACCCGGUCCCCUCACAACUCGGGGGGGUCCCUGGGCGUUUUUCGUAAAUCAUUUGCGUUGUGUUGGAAUAUUGAAUAUAUGUUUGGCGUUGUUGGUAUUCCCAUCACUGAAAUUGCAAUUGCAGCCCAAGCAAUUGGAAUAAAAUAUAUAGGAAUGAGAAAUGAGCAAGCUGCCUGUUAUGCUGCCUCCGCUGUUGGAUAUUUGACUGGCAGACCAGGAGUAUGUCUUGUAGUGUCUGGUCCAGGUUUUUUGCACGCUCUUGGUGGGAUGGCAAAUGCAAGCAUGAACUGCUGGCCUUUGAUUGUUAUUGGAGGCUCUUCUGACAGGAAUCAGGAAACCAUGGGAGCUUUCCAAGAAUUUCCACAGGCUGUAAGGACCAGCAUAUAUGGUCGUCCAGGUUCCUGCUAUAUUGACAUACCUGGGGAUUUUGUAAAUCUUCAGGUGAAUAAGAGCUCUGUCAAAUACCUAGAAUGCUGCCUGCCCCCUCCCAUCAGCAUGGCUGAUAAAUCUGCUGUGUCCGAAGCAGUGUCUAUCAUGGCUCAUUCUGAGCAGCCUCUGUUAAUCAUCGGCAAAGGUGCUGCUUAUUCACAUGCUGAAAACAACAUCCGAAAGUUGGUGGACCUUUGUGGGCUGCCUUUUUUGCCUACACCGAUGGCAAAAGGAGUAGUUCCGGAUAACCAUCCAAACUGUGUAGCUGCAGCAAGAUCCAUGGCAUUACAACAUGCUGAUGUAAUCGUAUUGCUUGGUGCCAGGUUGAACUGGAUUUUGCACUUUGGCCUUCCACCAAGGUUUCGACCAGAUGUAAAAGUUAUUCAGAUUGAUAUUUGUGCAGAAGAGCUGGGGAAUAAUGUGAGGCCAGCUGCAAGUUUAUUAGGUGACAUAAGCACCGUGACUAAGCAGCUUUUAGAAGAAUUCAGCAAAAGACCAUGGAAAUAUCCUUCCAGUUCCCAGUGGUGGAAGAGGCUAAGAGAGAAAAUAAUGUACAAUGAAGAAAAAUCAAAGGGAUUAGAAUUACAGAAAUCGCUGCCUAUGAAUUAUUACACCGUUUUCCAUCACAUCAGAGAGCUGAUACCCAGGGACUGCAUUUUGGUAAGUGAGGGAGCAAACACCAUGGACAUUGGACGCACUAUGCUUCCGAACUAUCAUCCCCGUCAAAGACUUGAUGCAGGUACAUUUGGAACAAUGGGAGUUGGACUGGGUUUUGCUAUAGCAGCUGCAAUGGUAGCUAAAGAUCGAACACCUGAAAAACGAGUGAUCUGCAUAGAAGGAGAUAGUGCUUUUGGAUUUUCUGGCAUGGAAUUGGAAACUAUUUGCAGAUACAACUUGCCAGUCCUGAUUAUUGUAGUAAACAACAAUGGCAUUUACACUGGUUUGGAUACAGAUGCCUGGAAGGAGAUGUUGAAGUUUGGAGAGCCUGCUACGUGUAUGCCUCCUGUUUCUCUCCUGCCAAAUUCACACUAUGAGCAAAUUAUGUCUGCAUUUGGAGGUAAAGGAUACUUUGUUAAAACACCAGAAGAACUGCAGAAUGCGCUGAAAGCAAGUGUGGCUGACAAGCAAACACCUUCUCUUAUAAAUGUAAUGAUUGAUCCACAAUCUGAGAGAAAGAAACAGGAAUUUCCCUGGCUGACUCGUUCUAACAUGUAAUAGAAGUUGAAGAGAAUGGUGAUGCAAAGCAAUACAUGAAGCAAAACUAAACUGGCUUCCAGGAGUGGAACUGGUACAGCUGUAUUUCAUGUAAACAAUCGAACCAAUUAGGAUUUUAUAACUUAAUUUCAGCAUUUAAGGAUUACUCUGAUAUCAAUAAUUGUAAAAUGAACAGGAUACAUUUGAAUGUAUACCAGGCUUUCUAGCUGCACAGAAUUUUCCAAUUGCACAGAAACACAGAUGAUAAAAUUGCUUACUUUUUCAAAGUGCUACACGUCAAGAUUUUUGAAUUAAAAUCUUAGAUCUUGUGGAUGAAGUGACAAAGCUGAGGGGUUUAUACUGUUCUGAAACAUAAGUCUUUGGCACUCUGCAAUUAUAAUAGCUUCAUUUUUGAUUGACCAUCAUGCUAGUUGUUAGAGAGCUUGUCCUGUAAGGACCAAAACUGAGUAUCUGAUUGUGGGAGUGAUGAUUGGCCUCACUGUGCAUUGAAGCCACUUGAAAACAGUUACUUCAUAAUGUCACAGGUUACUUUCUCAGCUUCUGCUCCAGGAAAAGGGGCAGUGUAUCAAAAAUGCAAACUUUCUCAAAGACUGAAUUUCUGUUAAUUACAGUAAUUUUUUAUGAUCUGUUAACUGAGACUUGUGCUUGCAGGGGAAAAAAAAGUCUAAUUUUUUUCUUUAUUUAAAGUUUUACUCUUUGCAAAGAUAUUAUCACCCCUGUAGACUGAAAGUAGGACUGGCCUUAGUAAUGAGCUUUCCAGGAUUAAUAGAUUGUAAGUCUUUAUAAUCAGAGGCUUAAAAAAAGCGUUAGGCGGGAGCUCAAUGUUAGUUUGGCUGGCAUCUCAAAGCAACACCCAGCAUUCAGGCUACGUCUGACUAAUCAAGCAACAAAGGUUCUUCCAUAUAAUGCAUUUACUGUGUAGAAACUUGAAAUCAGAAAGAAAACUUGCACUGACUGUGAUGCAGAACUGGUAUAGAUUGGCCUGUCUGAGGUUAUAUCUGCUCCUGCAUUUUCAUCUGCCAUUGCAUUUGACGUUCUGACUUAGAGCUCUGAACUUAAAAGCAAAGCAGCUCUUUCUCAUUGCUUCUAUAAACGGUUUACAACUACUACUUUUCAGUGUACUACUAAGCAGGUUAUUUUUAUAUUUGUUGUUAAAUACACUGAAAGAUGUUUUGUUCUUACAUAUAUUUAAGGGAAAUCCUGGAUCUGGUUGGUUGAUCUUUAUUGCCAGUUAUUCCAAUGGCAUUGAGUGUGAAUUGUGGAAGACACUUGAAAGACCCAUGGAAGAGAAGGAUUGGGCUGGGAGGGGAUCCUGGGCUGCAGUUAGGUUUGGUGCAAAAAAACUGAGUUUAUGGGAGGUUCUUGCACUUGAGUCUGAGUCUGGCAGGAGGUCAUGAGUUCCUGUUAGGCAGGGGAAUGUGUCUGCACACUUGUGCAGAAGGACAAUAUCUGACAUGAGCAAGAGUACUGCGGUCUGACAGGAGGUAACGCUCCCUGCUAUAUGGGUGAGGGUAGUUAUGUGGCACUAUGAAUGUUUGAGCCAUUAAAAGUAAUAUCCAUAGGGAGGGGUAAGAAACGCAAAAAGAUAUAACCCACGUAAUGGAUCCAGUUCACAAACGAGUGCAAGACUGUGGAGCUGCUAUGUUCUGUGGGGUCCUCUACAAGGAAUGUAGAGUGGAAUUAUACAUUGGAUCUUGUCACAGAUUUUACUUGUUUCAUUCCUUUUAACUCUGAACAAAUUGAUGUUAAUAUGUUGGGGUGAUUAAACACAAUGUGCUCUGAUGAUAUAAAACGUCCAUAAGAGGUAAUGGUGGAACUAACCACAGGGGAGAUCAUUUGCUUUGGUUAAGCAAAUGCAGAAAUUCUUGUUUUAUACUUGAAAAUCAAUAAAAAGUGAUUCUCGUCCUCUA
Molecule: messenger RNA, 3728 nt
Organism: Struthio camelus australis
Lineage: Eukaryota; Metazoa; Chordata; Aves; Struthioniformes; Struthionidae
Source: RefSeq, a predicted model, not a curated record